Molecule: messenger RNA, 882 nt
Organism: Astrephomene gubernaculifera
Lineage: Eukaryota; Viridiplantae; Chlorophyta; Chlorophyceae; Chlamydomonadales; Astrephomenaceae
Source: the annotation of a GenBank genome assembly
CCUAGAUUUCCCAUUAGGAAAGACAUUUUCGUCAGCUUAAAGCAUCAUAGGAACCGAUCAGUCAGAUCGGACACAAUUGCACCUUUAUACUUGUAAUUGCCUCGGUAGCCUAGCCUUUAACAACUUGUUCUCCCUUACCCCACGAUGUCACUUACACUCAGGAAGCAACAGUAUACCUCAGGACGACAUUCGCAAUGUGAUCGGCAAAUAUGCAAGCCAAACCUCCGUUUAGUACUUCCUUAUCGACCAGCCCCCGCCCCCAAAGGCCCAUGCGUCCGCACCGCGGCAGCCCCCAACACGCCCUCCUCGGGGGGCAGCGCGCUGGACAUCCGGCAGCUGUCCGACAUCAUCACCUCGCAGGCGCUGGAGAGCGAAGAAAAGCAGCACAGCCUGGCUGAGCUGGCGGGUGCGCUGGGUGAGAGUGUGGGGUCGGUGAAGCUCAUGGUGUUCCGGCAGAAGGCGCUGCUGGGGCUGGGGGCGGAGGAGGUGCGGCAGCGGGUGCAGCAGGUGGCGGAGGUGGUGGAGGUGCCGUACGAGAAGGCCCGCCAAAUGUGCGUCAUCCAGCCCAGCCUGCUGACCGACACGCAGCGCCAGGCGGAGGCGCUGCGGCAGGGGCUGCGCAUCAUCUGUCACGACCUGCGUGCGGAGAAGGAGGAGAUUGUGGAGCUGCUGAUCAGCAACCCCUCGCUGCUGCACGGGCGGCAAAUGCGUCUGUCGGCUGCCGACAUGGCGCACCUGGCGCUGUUGCGGGAGCCCAGGGGCAGGAUCGUGGACUGAGAGGAGGGAGGAGGGAGAGGAAGGGAAGAGGAGCAGACAGGGGGUAAAGAAGGAAUGUGAGUCCCCAUAGCCUGGAGCCAGAGCGGAGGGGAUGCGGGCGCAGGG